AUGUUCGCUGCUUCGACCGCUCUCGCCGCUUGUGAGCCCAGCUCUGCCUUCUUCGGUUUCAUGGGGAUCACCGCUGCCAUCAGUUUCGCCAACCUCGGAGCUGCCUACGGUACUGCCAAGUCCGGUGUUGGUAUCUGCUCAAUGGGUGUCAUGAGACCCGACCUCGUCAUGCGAUCAAUCAUCCCUGUCGUUAUGGCCGGUGUCUUGGGUAUUUACGGUCUUAUUACUUCCGUUAUUAUCAACGGUAAGAUGGAUACCCCCGCCACCUAUUCUCAAUAUUCUGGCUACGCCCAUCUUGGUGCCGGUCUCACUGUCGGUCUCUCUUCCCUUGCCGCCGGUCUCGCCAUUGGUAUCGUCGGUGACUCUGGUGUCCGCGCCAAUGCCCAACAGCCCAAGCUUUUCGUGGGUAUGAUUUUGAUUCUUAUCUUUGCCGAAGCUUUGGGUCUGUACGGCCUUAUUGUUGGUCUUGUUGUCGCCUCCACUGCCACUGAGAAGGGUGCUGGUCUUUGCUCUUCAUUUGCUCCCCAGUGA
Perkinsus marinus ATCC 50983 is the source of this 531-nucleotide messenger RNA. Its product is annotated as vacuolar ATP synthase 16 kDa proteolipid subunit, putative. Gene Ontology annotation, cellular component: proton-transporting V-type ATPase, V0 domain. Bases 1 to 531 code for a protein of 176 amino acids. Gene Ontology annotation, biological process: proton transmembrane transport. Lineage: Eukaryota; Perkinsozoa; Perkinsida; Perkinsidae. The record is from RefSeq and is a predicted model, not a curated record. The transcript has 2 exons. Gene Ontology annotation, molecular function: proton-transporting ATPase activity, rotational mechanism.